Molecule: messenger RNA, 417 nt
Organism: Lichtheimia ornata
Lineage: Eukaryota; Fungi; Mucoromycota; Mucoromycetes; Mucorales; Lichtheimiaceae
Exons: 2
Coding region: 1-417 (138 amino acids)
Source: RefSeq, a predicted model, not a curated record
AUGGAUGCAGCUGGCAUUGCUAAGUAUCGUUCUAUGGAUUCGGGUCAAAGAGCAACGUCGACAGCAUCCUUCAGUGUCAGCUUGCCUUAUUACAUCUUUCGAUGGUUUUCGUUACUGUUCCACCUAUUGGACACUUCCUUUCAUAGCAUCUGCAGCGGCAAGGCAACAAGUUCUAUAUCUUUUGGUGUCGCCGAGUUUUAUCUCGUCUUAUUGUGGUCCUGGUUGUUGACAACCCUUUCAAUGGAUAUCCUGCUAAACAUGCCUGUUAUCGGUGGAUCAUAUCAGCUACAAGCAAGAAGCAGCAAUGAGCAACAGAGCCCACGUCUUUACUAUGAUUCAUUUGCGACAGUGUGGUCAGCCCUAUCAUGGCCCUAUCAAUUGCAUUUGAGGAUUACUGCCUUAGCCGUUGGAAGCUAG